Messenger RNA from Cucurbita pepo subsp. pepo (vegetable marrow), 2271 nucleotides. RefSeq names its product flavodoxin family protein / radical SAM domain-containing protein. The record is from RefSeq and is a predicted model, not a curated record. Gene Ontology annotation, biological process: wybutosine biosynthetic process. Gene Ontology annotation, molecular function: lyase activity; 4 iron, 4 sulfur cluster binding; FMN binding. Lineage: Eukaryota; Viridiplantae; Streptophyta; Magnoliopsida; Cucurbitales; Cucurbitaceae.
GCUUCUUCUUCUUCUUCUCCAGAUUCCAAUAUUCUUUGAGAGUUGCAACAAAAAUGAUGCAAAGGAUCUUCGCAUUCAGUUUACGCUCGAUUAACCUAACGGCCGAUUAGGACCAAUCGACCAACUUCUCUUCUCGCCAUGUCCUUUUCUUCGCGCUCCGCAAAGCUCGCCCUUCUGGCUCUUCUCUCUGCCUCCACUUUGUAUUGCUUCUACAAGUCCCGCCGUCUCAGAAAGCUUAAACUCUCCUUAAACCCUACGGGUUGUUCUCGCAGACCCAAACUUUUCUUCAUUUCCCAAACUGGUACCUCAAAGGCCCUAGCGCAUCGUCUGCUUAACGUUUUGAAUUCAAAUGAGCUGGCGUUUGAUAUUGUCGAUCCCAAGGAUUUUGAGCCUGAAGAUCUUUUUAAGGAGACUUUAGUUUUGUUCGUUGCUUCCACUUGGGAAGAUGGAGGACCGCCUCCUCAUGCUAAAUUCCUCGCCAGUUGGCUUUCUGAGAGCGCGGAGGAUUUCAGAGUUGGUUCGUUGUUGCUUUCUCAGUGUAAAUUUGCUGUAUUUGGCGUUGGUAGUCGAGCUUAUGGAGAGACAUUCAAUGCGGUUGCAAGGGAUUUUUCCAAGCGGAUGAAGGCAUUGGGUGCGAAGGAGAUAUUAGCGGUUGGUGAGGGAGACGUUGAUGGAGGUGAUAUAGAUAAGUGUUUUGAUGAUUGGAGUCGGCAAUUGCUGAAGGUUUUGAAGGUUGAUGCGGUGGGCACUGGUGCGGAUUUAUAUUCUGGGAUUGAUGAGGACUUUGAUGCUGAAAGUGUUGAGGAGGAUGACGAAGAUGCCGACUCUGGGGAGGAGGACAUCGUUGAUCUUGAGGAUAUUGCUGGGAAGGGUCCUUCGAGAAAGUCUACCAAUGUAGUCGAAACUAAUGGGAAAUUGAAUGGGAAAAAAGUUAUGGUUACCCCGGUGAUUAGAGCGAGCUUAGAAAAGCAGGGGUAUAAAAUUAUUGGCUCACACAGCGGUGUGAAAAUAUGUAGAUGGACAAAGUCUCAGCUUCGAGGACGAGGAGGUUGCUAUAAGCAUUCAUUUUAUGGCAUAGAAAGUCAUCGAUGCAUGGAGGCAACUCCGAGUUUGGCUUGUGCCAACAAAUGUGUUUUCUGCUGGAGGCAUCACACAAAUCCAGUAGGAAAGAGUUGGCAGUGGGAGAUGGAUGAUCCAUUGGAUAUUGUGAAUUCAGCAAUCGAUUUACACAAAAAAAUGAUCAAGCAAAUGAAAGGUGUUCCAGGAGUUACGCAGGAGAAAUUGGAAGAAGGCUUGUCUCCGAGACAUUGUGCCUUAUCUCUUGUUGGUGAACCUAUUAUGUACCCAGAGAUUAAUACACUUGUUGAUGAAUUGCACCAAAGACGGAUUUCAACUUUCUUAGUCACAAAUGCUCAGUUUCCCGAUAAAAUAAAAUCAUUGAAGCCGGUCACCCAGUUGUAUGUAAGUGUAGAUGCUGCGACUAAGGAGAGCUUGAAGGCAAUUGAUAGACCACUUUUUGGGGACUUUUGGGAGCGAUUCAUUGAUUCCUUGAAAGCUCUAAAUGACAAGCAACAACGAACAGUUUAUCGAUUGACAUUGGUAAAAGGGUGGAACACAGAAGAUAUUGAUGCCUAUUCAAAUCUUUUUAGUCUUGGUAAACCUGAUUUUGUAGAAAUCAAAGGCGUCACAUAUUGUGGAUCAUCUAAUACAUCAAAGUUGACAAUGGAGAACGUUCCUUGGCAUUCUGAUGUGAAGUCUUUUUCUGAGGCUUUAGCUGCAAAAAGUCAAGGGGAGUAUGAAGUUGCUUGUGAGCAUGUGCACUCAUGUUGCGUUCUCUUGGCCAAAACUGACAAAUUUAGAGUCGAUGGGCAGUGGUUCACUUGGAUAGAUUAUGAGAAAUUCCAUGACCUGGUGGCCUCUGGAAAACCUUUUGAUAGCAAAGACUACAUGGCUCCAACACCAUCGUGGGCUGUAUAUGGUGCUGACGAAGGUGGAUUUGAUCCUGUUCAAUCUCGAUACCGGAAGGAGAGACAUCAUAGACCAAAACCCACAUCCUGAUAGUUUUGAAUGUCCGGGUCAGUUUUGUUUAAUGGUCUUAUCGAUUUUCUUUGAGGACUUUUGUAGUUUAUAUUAUUCUCUUCUGUGAAACAGCCUAGGUUGGCAUUACUUAUUUUUAGAAAGCACCUUGCGUGGCAUUUAUGCCCGUAUACAUGUUUAAACUCGCUCUACUUUUCUAAUUAUAGAAGAUAUAGAGCUCACUUGGUAACGAAA